UUGGGUCUAAUCUUAUCUAUAGACUAGAGGUCCAAAACUGCAAAAAUUUCACCAUUUUGUGGUUACAAUUAACGUUUCUAAAUUCCCAGUGUGAGUUUUCAGAGCUGUGGUUAGGCAUUAUUUGAAUCUGUUGUGACAAUUUUCACAUUAUCGGAAAAAAUUAUUUGUUAAUGGAGUGUUGAAUUUGUGCUUUGCUUUCAUAAGUUGGUAUUCUUUUGCAGGUUAUUAUUUACUAUAAUUCAGAGUAUUUAUUGAUUUAUAUCUACGAUUAAGAUGCCUGGCAUCAAUGGAGGAGAGGGGGUGGCGACUGACCUGAUUGGCAAUUCAUCACCUUUUAAGGAAAAGGUAGCUCCCAAUAGGUCCCCGAGGAGUCCUUUGAGUCCAGGAAGUCCUCGGAGUGAGGCUCUUGAUCCCCAUUUGGAUGGUGCUGUUGACACCUCUAUAGAGCAGUUGUAUGAGAAUAUCUGUGAAAUGCAGAGCUCCGAUCAAUCACCGUCAAGGCGUAGCUAUGGAUCUGAUGGUGAUGAAUCAAGGAUUGAUUCAGAGCUGCACCAUCUAGUUGGGGGAGAUAUGGGAGAGGCGGAGAUAAUGCAGGAUGAGGAGAAGGAAAAUGGUUCUGUGGAAAAGAAGUCUGGCAAGUUGGGUAAUACCCAGUCGACCAGUCCCAAGUCUGCUAAAUCUGCUUCUUCAGUAAAAUCGAAGAAACCAACUAAAUUGAAUCCUAAGAGCAAAAAAUCAAACAAGCCUCCUAUUGACAAACGUGGUGAUAACAAUUCAGCAAAAUCAAAUACUGGAGUUGUUUCAUUGAAGAAGCAGAGGGACUCUGCUUUGGAAGUGUCAAAAUCACAGAAGGGAGCUGAGGAUACAUCUGAAGCAGGGUCAGAAAACCUAGAGCUUGGGCCUUUUCUUCUUCAACAGGCAAGGGAAUUGUUCUCUUCUGGUGAUAGUCCCCAUAAAGCUCUUAAAUUUGCUCUUAGAGCAGCGAAAUCAUUUGAGAAAUGUCUGAAUGACAAACCCAAUUUAGAUUUGGUUAUGAGUUUGCAUGUCAUAGCAGCAAUACACUGCAGCUUAGGCCAAUAUGGCCAAGCAAUUCCUGUUCUUGAGCGCUCAAUCAAAAUUCCAGUCAUGGAGGAGGGCCACGAUCAUGCCCUUGCUAAAUUUGCCGGGCACAUGCAACUGGGUGAUACAUAUGCAAUGGUAAGUCAGCUUCAGAAUUCCUUAAUGUGCUAUAGAGCAGGUUUAGAGAUUCAGAAGCAAGUCUUGGGUGAAGUGGAUCCAAGGGUUGGUGAGACUUGUCGCUAUUUGGCUGAAGCAUAUGUUCAAGCACUACAGUUUGAUGAGGCCGAGAAGCUGUGUCAGAUGGCUCUUGACAUCCACAGGGAGAAUGGUCAACCUGCUUCUCUUGAAGAGGCUGCAGACAGGAGGCUCAUGGGGCUUAUCUGUGAAACAAAACGUGACCAUGAAGCAGCCCUUGAGCAUCUUGUUUUGGCUAGCAUGACCAUGGUGGCCAAUGGUCAAGAAGCAGAGGUGGCUUCUGUUGAUUGCAGCAUUGGAGAUACCUAUUUAUCUUUGGCUCGGUAUGAUGAAGCUAUUUUUUCCUAUCAGAAAGCACUCACGAUGUUCAAGUCCACCAAAGGAGAGAAUCAUCCAGCUGUUGCUUCAGUCUUUGUUCGCCUGGCUGAUUUGCAUUACAGGAUAGGGAAAGUAAAAGAGUCUAAGUCUUACUGUGAGAAUGCCCUACGGAUUUAUGGAAAGCCCAUUCCAGGAAUCCCCCGAGAGGAGAUUGCUAGUGGUCUGACUGAUGUUUCUGCUAUCUAUGAGUCUUUGAAUGAGCCUGAGCAAGCACUCAAGUUGCUUCAGAAAGCUUUAAAGAUGUAUGCUGAUGCCCCUGGUCAGCAAAGCACGAUCGCAGGAAUUGAGGCCCAGAUGGGGGUCAUGUAUUAUAUGUUAGGGAAUUACUCUGAGUCUUACACCUCUUUCAAGAAUGCCGUUACAAAGCUCAGGGCAAGUGGAGAGAAGAAAUCAGCUUUCUUCGGGAUUGCCCUCAACCAAAUGGGACUGGCAUGCGUGCAGCGUUAUGCAAUAAAUGAGGCUGCAGAUCUGUUUGAAGAAGCAAGGAGUAUUUUGGAACAAGAAUAUGGACCACACCAUCCUGACACACUAGGAGUAUACAGCAAUCUUGCAGGAACUUAUGAUGCAAUGGGCAGGUUGGAUGAUGCAAUUGAGAUUCUGGAAUAUGUUGUUGGGAUGAGGGAGGAGAAGCUUGGGACAGCAAAUCCUGAUGUAGAUGAUGAGAAGAGAAGGCUGGCCGAGUUAUUAAAAGAAGCAGGCAGGUUCCGGAAUAGAAAAUCCAGAUCACUAGAAGCCCUCCUCGUAACCAACUCUCUUCCUAUAAAUGAAGAUGGCAUAAUGGUAUGAUUAUGCUGGUGAUGUAUGCAAGCAUGUAUGUAAAAUAGAAUAUUUAUAUAAGGUAUAUGGAUAUAAAAAAAAAAGAUUAGGUGAUGGGUUUGUUGAUUAGAUUCUUGUUGGGGUGGUUUAAUGGAAUAACAGGAGAGGGGAUUUUGGUUAUAUUUUUAAUUAUACCAUUCUUUAGAGUCAAUAGGUUGGUGUAUUUGUAUUCCAUUGAUUAAAGAACUGAGGGAAUUUGUUGGUCACAUUAUCAUUUGUAUUCAAUUAUUUGAAGGAAUAUACAAGAUUCCCUUUCAUUGUAUA
Molecule: messenger RNA, 2712 nt
Organism: Telopea speciosissima
Lineage: Eukaryota; Viridiplantae; Streptophyta; Magnoliopsida; Proteales; Proteaceae
Product: protein KINESIN LIGHT CHAIN-RELATED 3-like
Exons: 2
Coding region: 274-2418 (714 amino acids)
Molecular function (GO): protein binding
Source: RefSeq, a predicted model, not a curated record